GUUCACUCUCAGGGACAGAACGUCCGGAGAAAUUAUUGCGAAGAGUCGCGGUUGUUCGCGCCUCAAAUCCUCUGUCACACGGUCAAGUUCGAUCGGGGAUAGAUAGACAGAACUAGCACGGAUCUCUCGACUGGAGAAUUCAUCCAGCAUCCCCGCAUCCAGCGCGCCACAACACGAUCUCGUAUCCAACGAAGACACGCUGGCCAUGUGCGCCGGCGAAGCUUGACUCUCGAACCAAGCGCAGCGUUACAUCACCAUACCUGAGAUCGCAUUCCGGAACUGCCUGGACGACGGCAGCUGGAGCUGUUUAGCUCUGCGCAAGGGAGACACAGAGCCAGCCUUUGCGCCACGAGCUCUCGAUUAUCCCGCAAGAAGGAACAGGCGAGCUGCUAGCAGCCAUCUUACCCCAGCUUUCCCCGCCCGCAGGUCGGGCGUGAUGCCGGCUGAAUAGCUCGCGCAAAUGCUUCAUAAAGGAACUGCGUCCCGGCUGAUGGCCGGAAGUCGCUCUCUGCUCUGUCCGUCGCGGGUGUCGAUUCGUCUUCUCGUAGUCUAUGGCCUGAUUCUCAUCACCAUCUCCUUCUCCUUUGGAUUCAAGAUGCACAUGAAACAGUACCUGCCAGUGGCAUUGUCAGUGCUACCAGCACUGGCUACCCCAGCUCCAGGGUCACAGAGGACGACAACAACAACGACCACGGAUGAUGAUUUCAAGGUCUACACCAUUUCUGCAGACAAUAUCACGGCGAAGUUCAUCCCUUAUGGUGCGCGUCUGACGUCCUUGCUGGUGCCAGACCGUUCUGGUAACCUGCAGGACGUCGUGGUCGGCUACGAUGACCCGAAAGAGUAUCUCCACGACACCGAGACCAACCAUACGUUCUUUGGAGCGGUCGUAGGUCGUUAUGCGAACCGAAUCAAGAACGGGACCUUCGAGAUUGGCACCAAAGAGUACCACAUCCCGGAGAACGAGAAUGGUGGAAUCGACACUCUGCACGGCGGUCCGGUUGGUUAUGACCAGCGCAAUUGGACAGUGACAGCGUCCUCUCAGUCGACGGUUACCUUUUCCUUGCUGGAUUCUGGGUUUGAAGAUUUCCCUGGAGAUGUGAUCACUCAUGCCACCUUCAGCGUGGAUGCAGACCGUACCCCAGAGAACCCGGAUGGCCUGCCGCGACUGACGACCAAGCUGGUUUCUCUCGCCCUCACGGAGAAGACACCGAUCAUGCUGGCCAACCACAUCUACUGGAACCUCAAUGCUUUCAAGGAGGAGACCAUUCUCAACGACACGUUCCUGCAGCUGCCAUUGUCGCAGCGCUACGUCGCUACUGACGGCAUCUUGAUCCCGAACGGAACCAUCGCAGAUGUUGCGCAAUCCAAUCACGGCGUGAUGGACUUCACUUCAGGCAAGCUCGUCGGCCAGGAUCUCCAGUACUCCGACGGCGUCUGUGGCACAGGCUGCUACGGCUACGACAACUGCUUCAUCGUGGACCGUCCUCCAGCCACCGCUGCUCCGGACUCAAUCGCUUCCGUCCUCAAGAUGAACUCCUCCACUACAGGCAUCGCCCUGGAAGUUGCGACGAACCAGCAAGCUCUGCAGAUCUACGCUUGUAACGGCCAGAACGGUACCAUCCCCGUCAAAGAAUCGCAAAUCAAGCGCAACAAUGGAGGUGCCAAAUUCGUCAACAAGCACGGUUGUCUCGUCAUUGAGACCGAGGGCUGGAUCGACGGUAUCAAUAACCCUCAAUGGGGCCAGUUGCCAUACCAGGAAUUUUCUCCUGAGUCGGGGCCGGCAGUCAACUGGGCCACCUACACUUUCAGCACAAUCCCAUAGAACUAUCUGGAGAUUAACUAGUUUGCUGGUCAUCUAUGUCUGGCAGCUUUGUGAAGCUCCUAUAGUUCUUAUAUACUCCUUAACUAAUACCCGCCCUUGAAAAAAGGCUGUAUAUAAAUGGACAUACUUUUUUCUACUUUAGAUGUCCAAAUAAACAACUCAUCACUAGCGAUGGAGCUGUGCUUCCAUUCUAUCCUGUUACGCAUGUAGAAUCGAUAUCCGUGAAUGUCCGUAUGGAGUUGAGUUUAACAAGGCAGUAGUAGUUCACGAGA
Molecule: messenger RNA, 2094 nt
Organism: Paecilomyces variotii
Lineage: Eukaryota; Fungi; Ascomycota; Eurotiomycetes; Eurotiales; Thermoascaceae
Product: galactose mutarotase-like domain-containing protein
Exons: 1
Coding region: 461-1822 (453 amino acids)
Biological process (GO): beta-D-galactose catabolic process via UDP-galactose, Leloir pathway; glucose metabolic process
Molecular function (GO): aldose 1-epimerase activity; carbohydrate binding
Source: RefSeq, a predicted model, not a curated record